GGCAGAGAGGCUGUGCUGAACAGACGCUGGGUCAGAGCGCUCAGUUGCUUCAGACAAUCACAGGGGAGCGAGAGAAAGACACAGGAAAAGAGCAAGACCACAUAGAAAGAUAGAUUUAAAAGAGAGAAAGGGGAGGGAGACAGGGGAGGGAGGUAAAUAUGUGACAGGAUGCGGUUUCCCUGAGCUUGCAGAACAUCGGUACACAGGCAUACUUUGGGCAUGACCUAAACACACCAAGCUUACAAGUGUGUUUUAGCUCUGUUUGCUGGCGAGGGGGAAGAAGAAGCAAACCGCUGGAACUGCUGCUGCUGUGCCUGUAGACGCUCUGGUUUGUCUGCUGUGUGCCGGAGGAUUGUGUUUCCUUUAAGCCAUUCAGCUCCACAGCAGUCAGCUCAUCUGACAGGAUCUGAACCAUUCCUCCCUCCAAGUAGAAUGCGUUUCUCUGCUGGAAGCUCUGCUCAAGUUGCUGCCUUCAUUUCCAAGCAGUGAACUUUUCAACCAGAUUUGUGAAACAGGGUCCGUGCAGAGACACACACACACACACUGUGGAGCCAUGGGCUGCGGGCUGCGAAAGAUGAAGCCAAUGUCGGAGGAGAACAGUCCGGGCAAGAUUUACUCCACACUGAAGAGACCACAGGUGGAGACUAAGGUGGGCGUGGCCUACACCUACCGCUACCUGGACUUCCUCAUUGGUAAAGACGGUGGGACGUCCACGCUGCGCCUCUCGUCGGUGCGCGAGCUGCCGGGUCAGCUGCAGGAGCUUUACCAGCAGGGCUUUGUUCUUGCGUCCGUUCACCCGUUCAUCCACCCCUGUGGUCCGGAGUCCAACAGCCCACAGCACCAGCUCUACAGGGCCAUACUGAUCCGACUCAACGACGGGGUGGAAAGGAGCCAGCCUGUCUGCCCGCCGUACAAACUACAGCUGGAAGAGUGUCUGUCCGCGGAGCAGGUGCCCACCCCAGAGCUCAUCCAGGGCUACGUCAAGAAGCAGAUCCAUGAUGCUGCUGACCAGGGGGUGAUGUUCGUAGGGUUUGUCCAGGAACCGUAUGGGGCCCCAUGUACCAGGAUCCGAGAACCAGACACCCCCUCCCUUUCCCUCCACUCCAGCCCCAGCUCGGUGCUCGGUUCCCUGGGCAGCUGCAGCCCUUCAAACCCCUCAAGCCCCAGAAACCAUGCAGCACCUGGAGCUGAAGCUGACAAAGACGGAAAUGAGGAGGCUCCAUGCGAGGAUGGGGAAGCAGCAACGAGUGGGGAGAAGAUUCAAAGUGAGAACACUGGGAACCAUUCAGGGAGCGGGGUGGAGGGCAGUCAGGGCGAGGGCUCGUCUGUGGCGUCUCCAGUGUCAGAGGGAGAUGUGGAGCACAGUGAGGGGCUGACGGAGGAGGAGUCGCCGUGUCACAAUAAUAACAAGGACGGUGGCAGAGAAGCCAAGGAGAGGCUGAGAUACCGCCAACGGAGAGGUGACGGGGUGGAGCUGCUCGCUCUGUAUAACCACCCGCCGGUCAGAGAGGGCCAGGUGAAGUACUACACUGUCAAGGUGCCACUGCGAGUGCAAAACUGUGAUGAGGGGGUCAAAGGCGUGGAGGCCAACUGGCUGGACCACAUGACGCAGCACUUCAACAACGGAGCCUCAUUGGUCGAUGGAUACUUCCACCUGGGCAAUACAAAUGAUAUGCUGCCUAAGUCUGUGGAAAGUGUCUUCAUUUUCCAGGAGGCAUGUGAGAGCGACCCAAACUCGACCACACCGACAUUUGAUGCCAUCGUGGUGGAGCAGUGGACCGUCAUUAACGGUUUGCAGGUGAAGGCAGAUUAUGUUCCUCUGCUACAGUCCCUGGCCACGUAUGGAUGGAGGCUCACCUGUGUGCUGCCAACUCCUGUAAUCAAGACCAACAGUGAUGGAAGUCUGUCCACCAAACAGAUCGUGUUUCUGCAGAGACCCGUCUUGGGCCGAAAGAGGAGGGAAUCCAAGAAAUUGAUCUUCAAGCCCCGAAGCAAGUCCAACAAGAACUGCAUCAAAGAAACAGCAAAGAACAAGAAGAAGAAGAAAACUAAAACCGAGAAAGAUGCAGAGGAUCCCAAGAUACUUGAUGACAAAGAAAAUGUUGAGAAAGAGGAAAACAACAGUAGGGAGGAAGCAGUGAAUGCAACAGAUGUAGAGGCAGCAAGAGAAAGCGAGACAUCGAAAGAAAGGGAGGUGAGGAGUGAGGCAGACAAAAUGAUUGAUGGGAUUGAAAUCAGCAUAGAGACUUUUGAAAAGAAAGAUGGAGGAGCAGAGACAGAAGAAAAAGAAGGACAAAACGUCACAGAAGAAGAGGAAGAAGAAAAGAUAGCACUGGAUGGGGAGGGAUCAAAUGAAAAGGGAGAGCCUUUAGAAAAGAGAGAAGUCCAGGAAGUGACGGAAAUCGUUGCGGCUGUUGAAACACAGAGCGAGACCAAAGAAAAGGUGGAGGAGAGGGUAGCAGAAGUUGUGAUUGAAAAUGGGGUGGAGACGGAUGAGGAGAAAGACGAGGGCCAAGAGAUUGUGAUGAAACAUAAGACAGAAGAACCAGCAGGCGUGGAUGUCAUCGCCAAGGAAAAUGUGGCGGAUUCAAAGACCACACCAACUAAUCAAAGCUCAGAGGAGACUCCAGAGUAGCCCCAAGUAGUCCAAGUCAAGGUUUUUCCCCACCCUACCUCUUAACUUCUAUAUCUUAAGGAAUGGUUCACAGUGUUGUCCCUGAUCCAUGUAAAAGGGGCUUCGAUCCCCAUCGCUGCAUCAUUCUCCAAACCUACCAUCUUUAUUAAACAAUUCCCCGCAACCUGCCAUAGUGUAGCUACAGAGCAGAUAUCAGCUCUACUGUAUGACCACACAUACUGAAUGUAUAUAUCAGGAGAUGUUGGUGCAGUAUAGUGGACGUAUAGACAAUGCAAGACAGAGCAGAGGAAUCAACGGGGGGUGAAUAUCUAGAAUGAUGUCUUGAUCGGUUUGGGCACGUUUUCCUGCAACUAAAGAAGAAUGAGAAAUUGUUUAAAUUCCUGGUCACUUCAGAAAUUGAGAAAGUUAAAUGUCUUUCCUUUUAAUGAAAUCACAUUUAGUUGGUUUGUUUGUCAAAGAGAGAAACAAAUUUAGGUAUUAUCCAUUUUACACAAUGUUGUGCAAUAGUAAGCUGUCCUAACACUGUUCAACGUUGAGGAAACAAAGAAGAAAAUCAAGAAGAAAAAAACUGUCAGACAGAAAAAAAUGUUAGGAGAGUUAUUGAAACUGACUUUAUCAAUCAGUCCUGCCAAUAGUCCCACAUCACCAAUAGCUAUGUGGAUAAAUUAGACACUUUCUGGUGUGAUCAGGGCUUCACGUGAGUGGGGAAAGAAACAUGAUUCUCAUUGUAAUGUCAAAUACAGAGUUGUAUGCCGACCUUUCGAAUAAGAUAAGAUGGAUCUUUAUUAAUCCCCGUGGGGAAAUUUAACAGCAAUAGGUAAGAUUGAAAAUAAUAAGGGUCAACUUGAUAAACUUAAAGAAGAUCAGUGAUUGAGAAAGUUUUCUGGCAGUAAAGGAUAAAGCUAAUAUUUGUACCCAGAGGUAGCACCUGUUACAAGAGGUACAUGUACUGAGCAGCUUUCUCGUAGUUUCGGAAGCUACGAAAAUUCAGCUCACACAUUCCCAAAUCCACAGGACUGACAGUUUGAGAAAAAAUCUGCUCAGGAAAGCAUCUCCAUGUAACCACAUACUGCACCACCAUUUCCAGUUCCUUAGUUCUGUGCAGCAGAGUAAGUUGUUGGAGGGAACUUGUAGGAGACAGUGGUAGAGGUGAUGGGAAAGGCAUUUGUUGCGAAAGGCAAUCCAAAGCAGGGUGAAGAGAUAAUUGUUUACGCUAAGCUCAAAGCCGUCAAGUGCUUCAAAGAGAGCCGAUAAUCACUCUUUGGUGUGGUGUGCUAAGCUCACCUUGCAUACAGAAUGUUCCAUAUUCAACGCCGAGUCAGAUAAGGAUGUGAAAUUCAGCUGAAUGUUUGCAGCUCGGGGGCAGAACUCAUAUUUUGAUGCACCUAGUUGGCUUUCACAUACAGUACAGGAGUGAGGAUUCAUUUCUGGGCAAAGUUGUAUUUUUUAAAUUACAUUUCCAGCCAAUGGCCACAAACAAAAGCUCUUGUCAGUAGGGAAACAAGGUUAAGAUGUUUGGUCAGGACAGAGCACAGCCUUGUUGUUCACUGAGACCAAAACUGAAGAUUGAGAGAGAAAUUGAGACAGACGUUGAGAGCCUAACAGAAAGACCCAAGUAUAAGAGAGUCAAAUAAAAGAAAUGAAUAGGCUCAUCUAAAGUAACGGCCGUUUGCGUUCCACAUUCCCCGUUGAGAUUUCCUUCAUUAUUUUACCCCCAGCUCUUUAAGCACCUCUUUCCAGACAUAAUUUCUGACAAUAACCAAGUCAUAAUGUGCUGUUUCAUGGCACCGUGUAGCUUUCCAUUUUAAAAAGGGGAUGGGGUGAUGUGAAAAGGAGGGAGGAAGGUGUCGACGUUCAUGGCGCAGAGCUCUCAUUAGCUCACUAAUGGGUUUUGUCAGUGGGGUAUCUGUCAGGAAGCAUGAAUUUGUAAUGGGGGUCACUUAUUGGGGAAUGUAUUGACAGCAAAACACCUCAACAUGUCAAGCAAAUAGCCAUCAGAUUUAACGGUGAUGUCAUAGGGAAUCAUUUGCACUGAGGGGGAGGAGCUUUUGUUAAAAAAUAUCAAAUAUUGCAAAGAAAUUACACACUUUAACUACCUGCAGUCCACCUUCACACAUACUAUAUGUCAUCAUUUGGAUCUUUUGUCAUUAUGAGAACAGUUGAUACUUCGGUCAAGAAAAAAUGUCUCCCUUUUGGAGAUAAAACUCUUCAAUUACACACAAGUAAGAUUGAUUACUCUGAAUAAGUGCUCUCUUCAAUAAAUCCACCCGCCGCUGAGAUUUUCUUCAAUGUAAAAUGGCAAGUGAUUUUGUGUAGAGUAGAAUAUAAAAACUGUGACCAGCUUAGCCUUAUUACUAUACUGUAAAUGCCCCACAAUCUGCUUUUUAGCUAUGUCUUUUAGAGGCACAAUGGUGAUUUCAGUGUUAUAUGUUUGUUAUAGUCAAACAGGAAAGAUUUGCUACAGUCAGUGUUGGUAUUUUGAAGCCGUUGUUCCCUCUUUUAUUACUGGAAUUCAGAGUGAGGGGAUAAAAAGAUUUGAAGUGUUUGUCUAUAUGAAGGUAAUAUGUUUUGGAGUUAUUUUUAAGACGUUUUGAACUUUUUUUAUUAUUGUGAAUGUUCUUUUUUGAGUCUAGAGAUUUUAUUGUAGGCUUUGUGUUGCCUAUGCUGUUGCUCUAAAGCUUGCUAAAAUGUAUUUCUGGCUGACUCUCUGAGCUACCUCCCGAGGGCUGUGGUUUGUGUUAAAACCAAGGGGUUGCCGUGUGCGGACCCACAGAAACAUAUGCUCCUUGUCCUCUCGCCCUCCAAUAUGACGGAGUCCAGACCCAUGAGCGUGAUCGCUAAUAGCAGCAAAGUCAAGGGCCAUAUGUGAGCCAGAAUGGAUCUAUUCUGUACACAGGAGUUUGCACGAGCACAUGACAAAUAACCACUCUGAUAAUAUUGAAUUAUAUCAAAUCAUAUUAUAAUAUCUUCUGUGGUAUUUUCAUUUUUUUUAACUUAAUUCUCCAAGCUGCUUUUAGCUAUCGGCUGUUUCAGCUUUAAUAAGCACUUAUUGUAUUCAAGAAAAUAUUGUAUUCUCCCUCUUGCAUCAAUGCUGCUGGGGAGCAAAUAAGACUCAGCUGUCACAUUCAAAUUGUGACAAAAAUGAAUUAUGAAAGGCAAUACCAAAAGACGCCUUUUGAUAGCUGUCGAGAUCAUUAUGAAUAGCAUUAUUUUAGAAAUAUCCCCAGUGAAUUCUGGUCAACUUAAUCCGUCAGAUUGAAUCAAUUUCUUCAUUUCGCCCUGCGUCAAGAUAGACAUUCUUACUGUCAUCUAUCUGUUCUAAAGAUAUGAAUUAAUAUCAGUAUUCUCGACUUCUGUUUUUAUUUUAAAUCGUAAAACUGUGACAUGUAUUCCCCUUUGGUAUUCUGGGAAAACAGACAGAUCAUAUUCCACUUCAUCUAGAGGAGCAGGGCUUGGAAAAUCAGUUAAGCGGCGAGGUGAUCUCAUGUGACAUGACUGUGUUUUUGACUCCCACUACAUUCCGGUUGGACAUCCACAAACACGGAUGAUCGUAACCUUGACAAAAGUUACAACCGGUCCUGUAUCCGCCUGUCCUACCUGCGGCUGUAGCCUUCAGGGCCCCUUGUCUGCCUGAUAAGGGCUGAUUGGUGGCAGCUCAGUCUAACCUCUGACAUGAGUACACUCCAGGGACUGUGGGUAAUAGUGAUUUUUUUUUAUCCUGGAAAAAAGAAAAACACAGACGACAGGGAGAGAAAAGCGAGGCAGGAUCUUACACUCUAUCAGUUAAAUGAUGUUGAACCAUGUUAAGUUAGCCGUCCGUGAAAAGAGGGAGACCUUUGAGUAAUGUUAGACUUUAUACAUUUGCAGCUCUCUGCCCAUUUGUGUAAAAGAAAAAAGAAAGGGUAAUAUACAGUUUCCUGUCUUCUAUCAGCAUAAUUGUCUCAGUAUGGCUGCCGGUGCAAUCGUUCUUGGUAACGCUGUUAAGAAAAAAUACAACGUAAUGGUUCAUUUCCUGUGUGCUACUAAGAUGUGAAAUGGGCAAAGUAGAAAUGACAGAACAUGAUACAAUAGGAUGCCGUCAUUUUUUUUCCCUGUGUUGUCACUUUAGCUUGCUCACAGCCUCCGGAAAAUGUAUUCUUAGGUUUUUGUCCCUGAUGUGUUUUUAUCACCUCGCUGCCAUCUUGAAUGUUGAGUAUCUUUGAUCAUGUGCUGUUGUCACUUGCAUAGCAGUGUUUGCUAUCAAGGAAGAAAAAAGUAUUCUUUAUCUUUGCUAUCCUGAGUAUGUCCACAUUCCUAUUGUUCAUGACAUCUGUACAAUUUGUAUAUUAUAAAAUGAUUUAUAUUUAA
Messenger RNA from Notothenia coriiceps (black rockcod), 6982 nucleotides. It is a transcript of the gene rftn1b, whose product is annotated as raftlin, lipid raft linker 1b. Lineage: Eukaryota; Metazoa; Chordata; Actinopteri; Perciformes; Nototheniidae. The coding region runs from base 554 to 2635 and encodes 693 amino acids. The record is from RefSeq and is a predicted model, not a curated record. The transcript has 10 exons.